AAAUUUUAUGCGCGCAUCUAUUCCAAUCCCCAUCGUCUCCUCCACGAGCACCCCUUUCCCUCUAUUUCCCAAACCCUAAAUUCCCAAUUCCUCUAAUUUCAAAACCCUAAUAGCCGUUCCCUCUCAUUUCUCCAGCGACCUCGCAUUCCGCAACUGCUAGAUUUCUCUUCCGAAUUCCAGGCGAAAAAACCCUAGCCAUGGGCUCCUACAAGGACGCAGACCCUUCCCUAGGGUUCCUAACCCGAAAGGACACUGAGGUCAAACUCCCACGACCCACUAGGGUUAAGAACAAAACCCCAGCCCCCGUCCAAAUCACUGCAGAGCAAAUUCUUCGGGAGGCACGUGAGCGUCAGGAGGCUGAAAUUCGACCUCCCAAACAGAAGAUAACUGAUCCCACUGAGCUUGCUGAUUACCGUCUCCGUAAGCGCAAAGAAUUCGAGGACCUAAUCCGGCGUGUGAGGUGGAAUGUCAGUGUCUGGAUCAAGUAUGCACAGUGGGAGGAGUCCCAGAAGGACUUCAAGCGUGCUCGCUCGGUUUGGGAGCGUGCCCUUGAGGUCGAUUAUCGAAACCACACCCUGUGGCUCAAGUAUGCGGAGGUGGAGAUGAAGAACAAGUUCAUUAACCAUGCGAGAAAUGUGUGGGACCGUGCUGUUACGCUCUUACCCAGAGUUGACCAGCUCUGGUACAAGUACAUUCACAUGGAAGAGAUUAUAGGGAAUGUGGCUGGUGCUCGACAGAUAUAUGAGAGGUGGAUGAAUUGGAUGCCGGACCAGCAAGGCUGGCUCUCCUUUAUCAAGUUUGAGCUUCGCUAUAAUGAAGUGGAGCGUGCUAGAGCGAUUUUUGAGCGGUUCGUACAAUGUCAUCCAAAAGUUGGUGCUUGGAUUCGGUUUGCCAAGUUUGAGAUGAAGAAUGGUGAGGUCGCGAGGGCAAGAAAUGUAUAUGAGAGAGCAGUGGAGAUUCUAGCCGAUGAUGAGGAGGCUGAGCAGUUAUUUGUGGCUUUCGCUGAAUUCGAAGAGCGGUGCAAAGAAACUGAUCGAGCAAGGUGUAUUUAUAAGUUUGCACUUGAUCAUAUACCCAAAGGAAGGGCCGAUGACUUAUAUAAGAAGUUUGUGGGUUUCGAGAAGCAGUAUGGAGAUAGGCAAGGGAUUGAAGAUGCAAUUGUGGGAAAGAGGAGGUUCCAGUAUGAAGAUGAGGUUAGGAAACCUCGUAAUUAUGAUGCAUGGUUUGAUUAUAUAAGGCUAGAAGAGAGUGCAGGGAAUAAGGAUAGAAUUAGAGAAGUUUACGAGCGAGCAAUUGCUAAUGUUCCUCCGGCUCCGGAGAAGCGAUAUUGGCAACGAUACAUUUAUUUAUGGAUUAACUAUGCACUCUACGAGGAGCUUGAUGCUGAAGACAUGGAACGUACUCGAGAUGUGUACAGGGAGUGCCUUAAUCUGAUUCCUCCAGAAGUUUUCGUUUGCAAAAAUAUGGCUUCUCGCUGCCCAGUUUGAGAUACGGCAGCUGAAUCUCAAGGGUGCACGACAGAUCCUUGGCAAUGCAAUAGGAAAGGCACCCAAAGAUA
Molecule: messenger RNA, 1558 nt
Organism: Malus domestica (apple)
Lineage: Eukaryota; Viridiplantae; Streptophyta; Magnoliopsida; Rosales; Rosaceae
Source: RefSeq, a predicted model, not a curated record